Messenger RNA from Coccidioides posadasii C735 delta SOWgp, 1584 nucleotides. RefSeq lists its product as uncharacterized. NCBI's taxonomy places the organism in Eukaryota, Fungi, Ascomycota, Eurotiomycetes, Onygenales, Onygenaceae. The record is from RefSeq and is a predicted model, not a curated record.
AUGCUCUCGGAUUUAAAGAAGAAUGGCGUUCUGGGGCGAGAAGCGAUUCUCCGGAAGACCAUGCUAGACGACUGCAAAAGCGAAAGAUUUGAAGAAAUUUUGGCUUCUUUCUCCACAGCCGUUUUGCGCAAAUCUCUCCUCCCGAGCCAAGCUCGAAGCAUUGCUAUCGAUCUAGCCACUGCUCAACAGUUAACGGCAUGCGACCAAAGCAACAUACUCCCGUUGAUUCUUGCCUACCGCUCCUCCCUUAGCUCUACUAUUAACGAAAGGAAGAGUCUUGGCUGCUUCUACGCAAAUCUCAACCAACAUCUCCACGCCAAAGCAGACGAGCUUUCGAAGCGCUCUCCCUCAGGAGCAAGGUCCUUGCUCGCUGCCGAUAAAGUGGAGCAUACACGACGCAAUAUUAUUUCUGCAUGGUACGGCAGUGGAGACUGGGCAAAGGCCAUUUUGGAUGGUGGGUUGCAGGUGGAUUUGGACCCUCUUCUAGAACUGGACUUCUCUCGAUUACGCUUGGUAGCGAAGACUGACGGUUUGGAUUCUGUACGAUCACGACGGUCUUCCGAUCUUCUCGCAGACUUAGACAAACGCAUUGCGCAGCAGAAAUCAAAGUUACAAAAAUGGCGAGAAUUUAGACGGACGUUGACGGAGGAUGAACCAGAUGCUACAGGGACGGAAGCGCACAGCCAAAAUCGCGUGUUGGCGUUCCGGGAUCAUCAAAAAUUAACAGUGGCGUCUCUUGCACAGAUAGGUCAAGUGGCUCAGAACCCAAAUGCCCAAAAUCCGGAUUAUAAGACUCUGUUGGCAGAUUUCCAUGAGUCGCUUGCCAAAUUUACAUUAGGCGCUAAGCUACCAGAUAGACGGUGGAAGGUGGAGAGCCCCAUACAUCAAGAUAGAGAGGAAGAAAGAGUUCACGAUGGUGAAGAAGAGCGAGCGAUGGCUUAUAAGUCCGAUCAAGCUCCUAGCCUGCAAUUGCCUACCCGACUCAGAGAAAUGGAACCCUCAGUAGGAUCAAUAUCAGUCGGUCUUUCUAGGGAUGUCUCGAUGCAAAAUGCUAGCCCUCCUAUGGAGAUGUCACCUGCACAAAUAGCUGAAGCGGCCGCUUCCCAGAGCUACCAAUCUCAAGAACCAAAUCCACACGAUCAUACGCACGACAUAUCUGAACGAGCAGACCAUAGUGCCUUCACUCUGGUUGAACGUACUCGACAAUCAAUGUCCCGACUUUCAGUUCCGGAAGCCCGUCCCCGGCAGUCCUUAGGGAAAUCUAGAGUUUCAAGGCAUUCACAAUCUUUUCCCAUCAACCAGUUCGAGACCCCUGACAAUAAACAAAGACAAAAGCAAGGCCAAAGAUCGGGUGCUACUACUCCAAGAGAUGAACUAUUCAGCGAAGAUGCGGAUUAUGCCAGUGUGUUUAAGAGUCGGCCGAAGAUUGCUACAAGCCCGGUCGGUUCUCCCAUCGUGCAUGUGCCGCUAUAUGCGGAUGAUAACGCGGCUGAGAUAUCAGAUAUGGAAGUUUGCGAGGUCGACAGUUAUUUCCACCUUGACGCAGAGAAUUCGCCUUCUCUAAGGAGAACGAUGUACAUGUGA